AUGUCGUAUAUCUCCAAGAUCACCUCCGACAGUGGCGUAUAUCGUAUCAAAGUUCUCGACAAAGACUCCUACGCGAAAUACAUCAAGGACGAUUCUUCUGACUCCCCAUGGAUUAAGCUGACAACCCUCGACACUUCUUCGGCUGAACAAAAGUGGAAGAUAUCUGCCGUCUCCGGGAAGACGGACGUUUUUACAAUCACGAGUGUUGUCGACAACGCCGGGCUGAAUUACAAGAGAACUUCGCAGACGUACUGGGGAUAUGGAUAUCCGCAACCCAAGGCAAAUUCCACAUCCUUGAAUUGGAACAUCCAGGAGAAGACGAGUGAUGGUAAGAAAUUUUCGAAGAUUCACCUGGACGGCGAUGAUCAAACCUACUUUGAUUCUAACGACAACAAAUCGACUAAAAAUGCGAUCAACUUUUAUUACAACAACAAUAAUUCCACUUCCGGAGCGAACCAAAAAUACGAGUUUGAACAGGUGCCCGAUGAACCAAGUGGUGCGGCGCUGGACAUCGUUUUCAUACAGGACAUCACAGGAAGCCAACAGGCGUUUAUCGAUAAAGCUCGCGAUGAAAUCCAAAACACUAUCAAUGGCAUUGUGAACUCUGGUAAAAUCGCCUCCGGUAAAUUGAGAGUCGCGGUCGUCAUCUUCCGUGAUCAUACACCAGAGGAUACGUUCCUGACCGGCAAACUCGAUUUCACGACCGAUGUCGACGAAGUGAAGAAGUACUUGAACAACCAGAUUGCAACUGGUGGUGGUGAUGGCCCUGAAGGUCAAUGUUGUGCCUUGAAUGACGCCCUAGAGCUCCUCCUCACGUCGGACGACGAUACGACAAAAAUCGCUAUUCUGACGACAGAUUCUCCUCCGCACGGUAUUGGAGAGCCCGGUGACAAGAUCCCAGAUGGAUGCCCGCUUCAAAAUGACCCUUGUGAGACCGCAGAGUCUAUGGCGAGGAAUGGUAUCACUCUUUACGUCGUUGCAUGCGAACCUGAGUUGAGCAGGUAUCAAACCGCCCUCGAUUUCUACACCGGUCUUACCUCUAAAACUGGCGGUCAAGUUCUUCCACUCGGCGACACCGACGGGCUAACGAGCCUUGUCACUACAUCUUUGACUGAGGCCGUCAGUGUGGCGGCCCAAGCCCGCUCCAGUCGCACGUUGGUGGACUACAAUGUCAGCCUCGACAGCGCCACACAGAAGCUCUACAAGCAGCUAGUUGCCUUUAACGUGCAGCUUGACACAUUGGUCAUCGAUGAUUACUACGAGGACAAAGCGCAAGCCCAUCGGAAUGCCAAUCUUUGGGCCAAUGCAAAGAAAUUGGCAGACGUACGAGGCAAAAUUGAAAAAGUUCCUGGCAUUCGCAUUAACGACAAGUAUCUUGGUGGAGGUCAACCUCAAGCAGUUACAAAGAAACAAGCCGUUAGCCUGAAUCAGGCGAGGCAGAUUACCCGUGCUUGCUUCUCGGCAAAAGGGAAAUCGUUUUGA
Molecule: messenger RNA, 1482 nt
Organism: Laccaria bicolor S238N-H82
Lineage: Eukaryota; Fungi; Basidiomycota; Agaricomycetes; Agaricales; Hydnangiaceae
Exons: 12
Coding region: 1-1482 (493 amino acids)
Biological process (GO): peptidyl-threonine phosphorylation
Cellular component (GO): cytoplasm
Molecular function (GO): protein serine/threonine kinase activity
Source: RefSeq, a predicted model, not a curated record